AUGAGUGGGCAAGGCGGCAGCAGCGACAGCACAAUGCUCACGCGGUGCUUCUUUGUUGUGCAGUUUCUGGCCAGCCUUGUGGAUUCCCCGGCACACUGCCUGGACGGCGCGGCGGUUCGGAAUGCGUCAACUUGCGCAAACCAACACGUCGAUCGCCGCAGAUGCAUGCAGUCUGCCCUUCCUGUCUUGCUGCCGAAAGAUCGACUUGGUUCAACUAUUGCGCCUGCGCUGUCCCCAAGUGUCUACGCUGACUAUCAACUGGGUCAACAAACCUUUGUCAAGCCCAACUUCGUGACGUCAUCAGCAUCGGAUAUAAAAGGCUCCCAGCCACAGCGCAGCUUCAGUGGGCAAGGCGGCAGCAGCGACAGCACAAUGCUCACGCGGUGCUUCUUUGUUGUGCAGUUUCUGGCCAGCCUUGUGGAUUCCCCGGCACACUGCCUGGACGGCGCGGCGGUUCGGAAUGCGUCAACUUGCGCAAACCAACACGUCGAUCGCCGCAGAUGCAUGCAGUCUGCCCUUCCUGUCUUGCUGCCGAAAGAUCGACUUGGUUCAACUAUUGCGCCUGCGCUGUCCCCAAGUGUCUACGCUGACUAUCAACUGGGUCAACAAACCUUUGUCAAGCCCAACUUCGUGACGUCAUCAGCAUCGGAUAUAAAAGGCUCCCAGCCACAGCGCAGCUUCAGUGGGCAAGGCGGCAGCAGCGACAGCACAAUGCUCACGCGGUGCUUCUUUGUUGUGCAGGUAUGUUAUUUGGACAACGCACAUUGUAUCCGUUCAAAUAAUCGUUUCUUGCUGCUGCUCGGUUGCCCACAAACCGUUGUAUCUCUAUAUGUUCCAUUUAUGCUCAGCUUAUGUACUGCGUCAGUUGUCUGUGCCUGA
Messenger RNA from Rhipicephalus sanguineus (brown dog tick), 879 nucleotides. RefSeq lists its product as uncharacterized. The record is from RefSeq and is a predicted model, not a curated record. Lineage: Eukaryota; Metazoa; Arthropoda; Arachnida; Ixodida; Ixodidae. Bases 1 to 879 code for a protein of 292 amino acids. The transcript is spliced from 2 exons.